This is a messenger RNA of Camellia sinensis, 1098 nucleotides long. The record is from RefSeq and is a predicted model, not a curated record. Lineage: Eukaryota; Viridiplantae; Streptophyta; Magnoliopsida; Ericales; Theaceae.
AUGGUUCAUCUUCUUGCUCGAACAUUGGAAGCUGAAGAAGCUAUCCGCGAUGAGUGUGCCAAUGCCAUAUUAGAUUUGGUAGGAGAAGCUCGGAGAUGCUAUUCACAGUAUAUAGACUUGGACAAGUACAAACUAGCUAUGAUAUUGCUAGUUGAUGGCUGCUUCAUACUUGAACUCUUUUUGAGGUACUCAGAUAUUGAGAACCAGGAGGAGACGGAGGAGGAGGAUGCAGUUAACGACGACCCUGUUGUGCCCGGGGGCUCAUCAAUAGACCCCAUUAUUAAUGAUUCUCGGAUUGUUGCAACUCUUCAACAUGAUUUGGCACUACUUGAGAACCAGAUUCCCUUCUUUGUUUUGCUGACUCUGUUUGACCUUAUAAAUAAGUCUGUGACAUUACCACACACACUUACUAAGUAUGCUUUGCUUUUCUUUCAAUCGGCUUUGGGAUUUAGCGACGAGUCAGUUGCAAAUUGUGCCACACAACUUUUGAAGACAGGAAUUCAACUUCAUGGCAACACCGAGGCCAUCGCAGAAGAAAAUUUCUUAGCCAUAGAGUUCCAUGAUGGAGUGGUUAAAAUGCCAUCAUUACGAAUACACGAAGCUACAGAAUCAAUCUUUCGAAAUCUGAUUGCUUUUGAGCAAUGCAACAUCAUUGGUACUUCUCAUUACAUUGCAUCAUAUGCAUUUCUUAUGAGAAGUAUCCUCCGUUCCUCGCGUGAUGUUGACCUUCUUAAAGAAAAAAGGAUCAUAAAGGAUAUGAAUAGUGGUGAUGGUGGUGGUGAAGAUCUUGCGAUUUUCUUCAAAUCACUGUGUGAGGGAGUUGUGUUAAAGGACUUCUAUUUUUCCGAUUUGUGCGAGAUGGUAAACGAAUACUACUCCUACCGCACGUCUUGGUUGCACUGGCGCAGACUUUUUUUGAACUGGCGAAGACUUAAAGCGAUAACGAAGGACAAGUGGCGUGAAUCUAUGUCGGACUUGCAUAAAAAAUAUUUCUCCAAUAUAGGGGCUACAAUAUCAAUCACAACAGCCUUGCUUCUCAUCUUCACCGGCAUUCAAACUGUCUACGCUGUCAUUUCCUAUUAUCAUCAUCAUCUCUAA